Peromyscus eremicus (cactus mouse) is the source of this 2299-nucleotide messenger RNA. RefSeq names its product coiled-coil domain containing 148 (gene Ccdc148). The record is from RefSeq and is a predicted model, not a curated record. Lineage: Eukaryota; Metazoa; Chordata; Mammalia; Rodentia; Cricetidae. The coding region runs from base 398 to 2200 and encodes 600 amino acids. The transcript is spliced from 16 exons.
AGACCGAUGCUGUUAAGAGCGAGAGGGCCAGGAGAAGGUGGGGAGCGAAGAUGAAGGUGUCUGUGGCCUCCGGCGCGGGAGGGGGUGGGGGGAAGGAGUAUUAGGGGAUUCCCGAGCUAGCGCUCUGAAAUCGGGCGGGUCCGGCUUGUGACUACUGCCAAGACUGUGCAUGGUAGGGCUUGUCCCUGGCGUCGAAGGCAGAAACAACUGAGCCCCUGGACUUCUGCUUAACACUGAGAGCUCAGGAGUGGGCGGUUCAUUUUUCCUGCACCUGGGGAGCCUGCAAGGCUAUGCCCUUUGACCUAUGACAUCUGUGCAGCCCGCUCACCAUCCUUUACCUGGGAAUUAUAUCUUGGAAUUUUUCAAGGCUUAACUGUAAGCAAGCUCUACAGAAAACAUGAAUAAAAGAGAUUGGCCAUUCAUGAUGAUUCAGAGAAAUGACAUCCCAGCAGAUAACCUGGCGCUCCAUAUGAAAGAUGGGAUGAGAAACUUCAGGUAUAAACCAGCAGACUACCAACAGUUACGUGCCUUAACCAAAGCCAGGAAGUUAGCGUCUGUUUCCGCAGAGCAGAAGAUCAGAAAAGCCGUGGAGACUUCCAAGGCAGCGAAAGAACAAAUGCUGAUCAAGCAGCACAAACAAGUGUGGUGGCGGGAACAGGAGCGGCUGAACGGACUCAGAUGUAAAUUGGAGUCUGAAAUAAAAUCCUGUCUCAGUGAGGAGAGCAUUGGAAAUGAGUGUUUUUGUGAGCUUAUGAAUUUUGAGCAGGAGCUGUCAGAACAAUGGUGCACAUAUCUUAAAGCUGUGAUCGACCCUGUUCAUCAGCUGAGAGCAGACCUGUGGAGACAGCGCCACACUUCCCAGCAUGCACCCUGCCGUAAAGGGUCCAAUUCAGCAGUGGUUCUGGAAGAGGUUGACUCUGUCAAGAAACAAUCCAAGGCUGUCUUUGAAAGACUUGAUCAGGAGCGACAGGAAAUAGAAAAAGACCUUUCAGACUGGAGUGUGAAGUUACUAGAUUAUUCUUCAGAAGAAAAGGCUAACCUGCUCAGUGAAGAGCCCAUGGAGUUGGAGACUUUGGAGUGCCCAUACCCUGAUCUGAAAUCGUCCAUCCUUACUGAGUUCUGGAACUUUACAGAGAAAUAUCAAAAGAAACUUAAAGACUUUGAUCUGCAAUUAGAAGACAUACGCAGAAACUUUCAACUAAGUGAAGAAGAGCAGUGGAUUUACCAGGCUGUCUUAGAGCAGUACCCUGGAAAUCUCCUUGGCAGAAGGACCCUUUACUUGGACAUGUUACAAAGAUAUUUUCCUCACAAACCUAGGCAUCAUUUGGUAGAACAUGAGAAAUACUGUGACCAGUAUCACUUUGCUGGAGAGCAGAGAAGAAUCCUCAUAGACAAUUGGGAAAAGAGUAGAAAAGACUUCAUACAGAAAGCCAUGUUGACCCUCCUUGAGGCCUGUGCAGCCCAUGAAGUGGAGAGCAUGUUGGCCAGGGACAGGAAGAGACAGCAGGAACUGUGUGCUCAUCUGAAAGCCAAGGUUUCUCAAUGGCAAGCCCAUCAGGAAGAACUAGCAAGACUGGAAAUGGAAAUUUCAGCCAGAAGAAGAGAAAGGGAAGAGGAGAAAGAGAAACUAUGGAAAAAGAAGGAAUUGCUACAAAGGGAAGAGGCAAAGAUAAAGAUAAGGAAAUACUGGGCUAAGAAACAACAGAAGUGGCAAGACAUAGAAAUGAGAGAUCUCCAGCGUCUAGAAGAGCUGAAGACAUUAAUGGCUGAACAGUCAGUGAAAGACAGAGAAAGGGUUAAAUACAGACAAGGAUUGUUGGAGAAGCGUUUGAUGGAGAGAAAAAACAUGGCCCUUCAAGAAGUUCAGGAAGAGGAAGAGAGAGAGAGGCGGCUGGAAGCCCUUCGAAAACAGGUUGCUGUUGUUGUUCAAUCUGAUCCAGUCAGAAUGAUGUCAGAUACCAUGGCAUGGAAAGCGAGGACAGGCACUGAACGUGAAGAUGAAUUUAUCCUGCAGAAGCCACUCUUCACACUGACUACGUACAAUGAGCAGCAGAUAACUUCCAAUCCUAGACUUCGAUUUGAGUUAGCGCUUCGAGAAGCUGGACUCCAUAAGACACUGUACGCCCAAGAGAUGCUGCCAAAAAUCAGUCCCCAGAAGCCUCCAAGGAAGGACACAGAGUCUACUGUAUUUAAACUCUAGAGGGCAUGUGCAAACAUUAUGUGGACAUGGAUAAUGAUUAUCACCACGUCUAAAUGUUUAAAAUCCACCAGAUACAUAAAUCAUAGCAUUUAUAAACAA